Dovyalis caffra is the source of this 2004-nucleotide messenger RNA. NCBI's taxonomy places the organism in Eukaryota, Viridiplantae, Streptophyta, Magnoliopsida, Malpighiales, Salicaceae. The record is from the annotation of a GenBank genome assembly.
AUGAAACCACUCACGAAUACAGAUCUUUUUAAAACUCCACUAAUCCUCAAAAUCACAGCCUUUACUUUAAUCUCAAUCACAUUUUUCUACUUAGGCAAACACUGGUCCAACGGUGGUUACCAGCAACUCCUCUUCUUCUCCACACCACAGAACUUCAUCUCCAUAUCUCCUAACAACGACAAGUCGUUCAACAUCACCUCUCUAAUUUCCCAAACCGAUCAACCCCCUAUAGAUCAAGCCAUUACCCUAACUCCACCCUCCAUUCCUCCACCUCCCGAUGAAUCUCCACUGUCCGAUCCAAAUCGGACGUUUGGUAUCAUUGAUUCUGAAGGCAAAAUGAGUGAUGAUUUCGAGGUCGGGGAGUUUGAUCCAGCGAUCGUGGAGAAUUGGGGGAACGAGAGUGAAAUUGAGAGUGGAAGUAAGGAUGUUAAGGUUAGGGUGAAGAAAUAUGAGUUGUGUCCAGAGAGUAUGAGAGAGUAUAUGCCGUGUUUGGAUAAUGCUGAGGCUAUUAAGAGGUUGAAAUCGACAGAGAAAGGGGAGAGAUUCGAAAGGCAUUGUCCGGAAAAGGGGAAGCAACUGAAUUGCUUGGUUCCUCCUCCUAAAGGAUACCGGCAACCAAUUCCUUGGCCGCGGAGUCGCGAUGAGGUAUGGUAUAGCAAUGUUCCUCAUACGCGAUUAGUUGAAGAUAAAGGGGGCCAAAACUGGAUUUCUAAAGAGAAGGGCAAGUUUAAGUUUCCUGGCGGUGGUACACAGUUCAUACACGGUGCGAAUAAAUAUUUGGAUCAGAUUUCCAAGAUGGUCCCAGAUAUUACAUUUGGUCGUCAUACUCGAAUGGUUCUAGAUGUUGGAUGUGGUGUGGCAAGUUUCGGUGCCUAUUUGCUGUCACGGAAUGUUAUGACUAUGUCUAUUGCUCCCAAAGAUGUUCAUGAGAAUCAGAUUCAAUUUGCUCUUGAGCGAGGUGUACCUGCAAUGGUGGCUGCAUUUGCGACUCACCGUCUUCUAUAUCCAAGUCAAGCAUUUGAAUUGAUACAUUGUUCAAGAUGCAGAAUCAAUUGGACUCGCGACGAUGGAAUUUUGCUCCUUGAAGUCAAUAGGAUGCUCCGGGCAGGAGGAUACUUUGUUUGGGCAGCACAACCAGUUUAUAAGCACGAAGAAGUCCUAGAGGAACAGUGGGAAGAGAUGCUUAACCUUACUACUCGUCUUUGCUGGGAGCUUGUUAAGAACGAGGGAUAUAUUGCGAUAUGGAAAAAGCCCUUAAACAACAAUUGCUACCUAAGCCGUGACUCAGGAGCAAAACCUCCAUUGUGUGAUCCAGAUGAUGACCCUGAUAAUGUUUGGUAUGUUGAUCUGAAGGCAUGCAUUAGUCGACUUCCGGACAAUGGAUAUGGAGCAAAUGUUCCCAUGUGGCCUUCUCGUUUGCAAACUCCACCUGAUAGACUCCAGAGCAUACAAUACGAGUCAUUCAUAGCCAGAAAAGAGCUAUUAAAGGCAGAAAAUAAGUUUUGGUCUGAAACAAUAGCAGGCUAUGUCCGUGCUUGGCAUUGGAAGAAGUUUAAACUAAGAAAUGUAAUGGACAUGAAAGCUGGCUUUGGAGGAUUCGCGGCUGCAUUAAUUGAUCAAGGAUUUGAUUGCUGGGCUUUGAAUGUGGUUCCUGUUAGCGGGUCCAACACCUUGCCUGUUUUAUAUGACCGUGGACUCAUGGGAGUUAUGCACGAUUGGUGUGAAUCAUUCGAUACGUACCCAAGAACCUAUGAUUUGCUGCAUGCAGCUGGACUCUUUUCUGUUGAAAGGAAAAGAUGUAAUAUGUCAACAAUCAUGCUUGAGAUGGAUCGCAUACUUAGACCUGGCGGUCGAGUAUACAUCCGUGACUCUCUUGAUGUCAUGGAUGAACUUCUACAGAUAGCUAAAGCCAUGGGUUGGCAAGCAACUUUGCGUGACACAUCUGAGGGUCCUCACGCAAGUUACAGGAUCUUGACUUGUGACAAACGACUUUUGCGCCCUUGA